This is a messenger RNA of Solanum pennellii, 1754 nucleotides long. Its product is annotated as BEL1-like homeodomain protein 11. The record is from RefSeq and is a predicted model, not a curated record. Bases 217 to 1491 code for a protein of 424 amino acids. Gene Ontology annotation, biological process: regulation of transcription by RNA polymerase II. Gene Ontology annotation, molecular function: RNA polymerase II cis-regulatory region sequence-specific DNA binding; DNA-binding transcription factor activity, RNA polymerase II-specific. The transcript has 5 exons. Lineage: Eukaryota; Viridiplantae; Streptophyta; Magnoliopsida; Solanales; Solanaceae.
CUUUCGUCGAUCGUCUCAAUUUAAGUGUCUUACUUUUACUAACUCUUGUUUUUCAAGUCGACAACAAGUUUAUCUUUAUUUCUUAAACUCCGUGCUCGGAGGGAGUAUAUAAUACAACUAUAUACAAGUACUUGUUUGAAUGAAUACUUUGCAAUGCAUAGGUUACUAGUGUUCAACAUUUCUUGAUCAUUGAUUUUUGUGAACUUUAUAGCUAAAAUGGUUUCAAAAGAGUCACCCCCACCUUCACACUCAAGCAUUUUACAUCAAUUUAUAAACUCAGACUCCAUCAUGACUAGUCAAAUUGGUAGCCAACAUUUUGACAUGUAUCAAUCUGAUACUACUACUGCCUAUCAGCCUCAUGGUGGACUGUCCAGAUCCAUAGAGUUUGUUAAUCAUCCUGAUUUUACUACUGAUUCACAUGAUGUUAAUCAUAGUAGACAUUUGAUGGAUCUUCUUGGAGCUUCACAUGAUGCUAAUACUAACCAACAAGCACAAAGACUCUCACUUUCUUUAGGUUCACAUUCACUUGUUUCAACUUUUACUAAUAAUCCUAGUUAUAUGAACCAAGAAAUUGAUCAAAGGAACAAUGAGUUUUCCUUUUCUGCAGCUGCAAUGAAUCAAUCUUUUUCGAAUGUUUGUGGAACUGAAUCUUUUGUUUCUGCUAUUGGUAACUCAAAGUACUUGAAACCAACUCAGUCCCUCUUGGAGGAAUUGGUUUGUAUUGGUGGCAAGACUAUUGAUUCAAGUAAUGAGAAGUUUAUUAGGCGAUUAUCGCGUAAUAGCAAGAAAGGAUCUUUAAGCCUUCGCGCUAUGUUGAAAGGAGAAAUCCCACCAAGCAAUGAAUUGUUCAAUGAAAGACAUGAACUUUAUGUUAAAAUCAUGAAGCUCAUAGCCUUGUUGGAGGAGGUGGAAAGGAGAUAUGAGCAAUAUUAUCAACAUAUGGAAGAAGUUACUUCAACAUUUGAGGUAAUAGCAGGGUUUGGAGCAGGAAAGGCUUACACAGCACUUGCACUUCAAGCAAUGUCUAGACAUUUUUGCUGUUUAAGAGAUUCCAUCAUAGCUCAAAUUAAUGUCAUUAGACAAAAAAUGCCACGAGACGUUCCGAAAAUCAGUAGUGGCUUGUCACAUUUGAGUCUUUUUGAGAAAGAAACUCUGCAGAACAGAAUAUCUCUUCAGCAACUUGGAAUCAUUCAAAGUAAUCGACAAGCUUGGCGACCAAUUAGAGGAUUGCCAGAGACAUCAGUGGCAAUUCUUCGCUCUUGGCUAUUCGAACACUUUCUCCAUCCAUAUCCAAAUGACUCUGAAAAGCUUAUGUUAUCAUCUCAAACAGGCUUAUCAAAAAAUCAGGUUUCCAACUGGUUUAUCAACGCGCGAGUUAGGCUAUGGAAGCCUAUGAUUGAGGAAAUGUAUAAGGAAGAAUUUGCAGAAUCUUCAGUUGAAUCAGAUAAUUUGUUGAACAGAGAAGCUGUUACUGAUUCUGCAGAAGAAUGAAGGGUUGAAGUGAGAAGAAUGAAGAAUACAUUUUAUUUGAUGUAAAAGUUGAAGAAGUACAAGUUAGGUGACAAUUGGAAACAUGUUACAAAAAACAAACAAAUGUAGCUUGAAAUGGAAGGCAUUUCAUGUACUUUUUAGUACUUGAUGAUGUUAAGAAAUAGUAAUAGUUUCUGAGUGUAAUGCUUUUUACUAUAUGGUCUGAAAUUUUUAUGUUUAGCAUAUAUAUAGCCUUUAUGUGGUAGCUUUAUUUCACGUUAAAA